AUGGUUCGUGCCACCUCUAUACCAUAUAUUGGCUUCAUAGUUGUCUUUCCCAUUCUCACCGAGGCGGUAAAAAACAAAGAUUACAACUUGAUUGCACAUCUAAUUGAAACUCAAGACCCAUACGAGAUCAAGCGUGUUAAAAUGCCGGUGAUGACGUCCGCGUCCUCACCAAAUUUGGUCGCUUCGGACGCUUCUAGCAGAAUGAUAGGUUGUGUAUGCGAGCCGGUGGCCGAUGCCAUCAACUGGAUGGAACUUGUUAAAGGUGAUCCGGUCAAAUGUUAUUGUGGACAUUGGUUCCAGUUGGUCAGUUACGAGGAAUACUUCCGACGUGUCAAUUGUCCCACGAAUCGUGCGCUUUUCUUCGGAUUCUACAAAUGGCAGGCCUCAAUCGGCUGUAUGGCUGAGACUUGCACUGAUGCAAGCUCAUCACGCAUGACAGUGCGUCUAGGACCGCUCUGGGUUGGGAACUAA
Molecule: messenger RNA, 471 nt
Organism: Opisthorchis viverrini
Lineage: Eukaryota; Metazoa; Platyhelminthes; Trematoda; Opisthorchiida; Opisthorchiidae
Exons: 4
Coding region: 1-471 (156 amino acids)
Biological process (GO): mitochondrial electron transport, cytochrome c to oxygen
Cellular component (GO): mitochondrial envelope
Source: RefSeq, a predicted model, not a curated record